Molecule: messenger RNA, 1595 nt
Organism: Pleuronectes platessa (European plaice)
Lineage: Eukaryota; Metazoa; Chordata; Actinopteri; Pleuronectiformes; Pleuronectidae
Product: alpha-crystallin A chain
Exons: 3
Coding region: 46-540 (164 amino acids)
Biological process (GO): protein refolding; response to heat
Molecular function (GO): protein folding chaperone
Source: RefSeq, a predicted model, not a curated record
CUCGCUCAGAUCCAUUGUUUUUUUCACCUCUCCUGAAAUCUCAUCAUGGAUAUCCCCAUCCAGUAUCCUUGGUACCGCCGGGCCUUCCCUCAUCGGCUCUCUGACCUCCCCCCGGCAGAGCCUUUUGUUGACUGGCCCCACAUGUGGCCCUUUUCCUGGUCCUUGCCCUGGAUGCGCCCGUCGGCCAUGCGCUGGCUCAACUGGCCUGACAAUGGACACAGUGAGAUGCGCAUAGAAAAGGAUCGCUUUGUCAUUUAUCUGGAUGUGAAGCACUUCUCCCCUGACGAGCUUUCUAUCAACGUCAGUGACGAGUUCAUCACAAUACAUGGCAAACACGAGGAUAGACAGGACGACCAUGGCUUUGUGUCGAGAGAGUUUAUCAGGAAGUACAGGCUUCCUGCAGGCGUGUCGGGUGCUGAUGUCACCUCCAGUCUGUCAUCUGAUGGUUUGCUGACAAUCACUGCACCUCGGUCAUCUCCUGGACAAGAGCGCAAUAUUCCCAUCUCCUGUGAGGAUGGGACACCGAAACAGAAAAUGUAGAGCAAAACCUGACACGGCCGGUGCUGUUUCAGUUCUAACCAAAAGUGCUGCCUGUUGUUGUGUUUAACCUGUCUCAGUUUAGACACGUGUAGGUGGGACAUGCAUGUCUAGAUGUCUGCAGGUGUUUGGCUUCUGAUAAAUCAGUAACUCCUGAUGGUGUCACAGCGAGACAAAUUGUUGCCUUAAUAAAAGACUAACAUGUUGAGUUGAGAUGACACCAUAUUGAAGUUAUCCAGAGACACACUGUGGUGACUUGUAGUUUAUUUUUCUAUCAAAAUAACUUUUAGAUUAAAAAUCACAUCGACCAUGCAUGUAAGGCAAGGCAAGAUUAUUUGUACAGCACAUUUCAACAACAAGGCAAUUCAAAGAGUUUUACAUAAAAAACACAUGCCAUGUCUCAACCGUACCUGCACUUUGGUGACAAAGUAAAAGUAAUUGUUUUUAUUCUAACCUAACACAUCUUUCAGCAUUUAUUAGUUGUACUGGAAAUGCUAAACAGUCAAUUUAAAGGAGAUGAAAUGUGAAUUCCUGUCAAAAUUGUCAACUAAAGAUGAUAACAGACUGAAAUUCUUAGAAUGAAUUGUUUUUACAAUAGUGUCAGUGUGGGUAUGAGUAAGAUGCCAACUUGAUCGUUGUAUGAGAUUAGUGUUGGUUUCAGUGUGUGUCAUGAGGAAGGAGUUCUCUGGAGGCAUAUUCAGAAAUAUUAUGGUUUUUCAGUAGGAACAUAAAACGUCACCAAAGGACUUGGGACCAGGUGUGUAUUCUGUAGAGAGGAAGGAAAAGGGUGAAUGAGCCGGAGGGAAAGUAGAGCACAGUGAAAGAAUCAACUAAUGUUUGGAACUGAUCACUGGGUUCCUUUUCCAGAGGGCGAGGACUGGAGCAUGGACUCUGAGCUGCUAACGAAAAGUGUGUGUAUGUGUUUGUGUAGGUGUGUGCGCAUAUUUGUUUGUAGAUGCAGAAAUGAUUUGCUCUAUCGCCCCUUUAUAUCGGCAAAAACCCUUUGGCAUGUUAUUACAGAAUAUACCAAAUAGAAUAAACGUUGAAACUUAAAUUAA